Aplysia californica (California sea hare) is the source of this 4164-nucleotide messenger RNA. RefSeq lists its product as uncharacterized. Gene Ontology annotation, cellular component: cytoplasm. Gene Ontology annotation, biological process: regulation of phosphorylation. NCBI's taxonomy places the organism in Eukaryota, Metazoa, Mollusca, Gastropoda, Aplysiida, Aplysiidae. Gene Ontology annotation, molecular function: protein serine/threonine phosphatase inhibitor activity. The record is from RefSeq and is a predicted model, not a curated record.
AUACUCUGACGACAAACAGAAAUUGGAACUUCUGUUAUUGAUGACAGACGGAAACAAAUGGUCUAGCUAAGGCUUUGCAACACUAGUGACAGAGACCAUUAUUCCAGAUCGAGUUCGAGGAGGGAUAACAAAGAUAUCCACAGUAGUGGACAGAACAUAAGAAAGACUGUUGACAUCGUGUCAAGAGUCAGGAAAAAUAGUUCAGCAUGAGCCGGAACCCAUUCCGCAAAGGCAAAACUGUUGGCUUCUACGAAGUUAUGGCUACACCGUACACAGACGGGGGAGGAGCGAACAGUGACAGUGCAACGUACAGCAAAGGAAAUCCGAUGGAAAGCUACAAAGCACCUUCAAAGAUGGCAUCCGAUGGAUCACCGAGAAAUGUGGGAUUUACUUUGAAAGAUCAACACACUGAGAAGAAAAAGAAAUAUUUGACUGCAAAGUAUGGCCAACAUCAGAUGUUACUGAUAAAGAAGAGAUUGCGCGUGGAAAUGUGGAUUUUUGAUGAACUACGGAAACUUUACAACAGUGAGGAUGAUGACCACGAUUGCGAACUGGAAUUAGAAGAUCUGUUGAACCUGGAAACAGACAGUGAAAGAAAACAGUACGCUUUGGAACAGUUACAAGAUGCCAGGCAGUCUCAGGAUGAUGUGAACAGAUUUGUGGAGGAGUUGUUAAAGCAAGCCAAAACGUUAUAGCGUGUGCUGUUCCGCAUGGGAUUUGCCUCCUCUUUCCGUUGUACUGACAGCUACAUGUCUCAGCACUGUGCAGAGCGGAUGACUCCACUGAGGCACAGACAGACAGACAGACACCGCACCGCUCCAGGGCCCGUUGUGUCAUGAUGGGCUCAACUCUUUCACCGCUGUCUCCUGGAGGGUAGUGUGUGUGUGUGUGUGUGUGUGUGUGUGUGUGUGUGUGUGUGUGUGUGUGUGAGAGAGAGAGAGAGAGAGAGUUUGUGUGUGAUAAAGAGCAAGAGAGAGAGAGUAUAUUGACAAACAUGUCUGUAUAUGAAUGGUUUAAACUUCUGUUCUUUAGAAGUGAAGGUAUAAGUGCAUUUUGAACAUAUGAACAAUUGUUUGCAAUAGUGGAGGUUGAUGAUAGAAAGUUUGAGAUGUUGACUAAUGAUGUAUUUUAAGGUUUUUGGCUUCUACUGAAAUUGUGCACUAUAAGUUUGACUCUCCACACUUAAUACUUCCUGAAUACACUAGUAAAUAGCUUGAAGAGAAUACCAAUUUUGAGUUCAGGAAGAAGAGAGAAACGCUCAUUCUACAGUCAUGCAAUGCUGAUGUAGUGUGAAAUUUUUGUGCGAUGCUCUAUGUGCUGAAGUGCAAAGGAUUGUGUCUCUGAUUUUUUUUGGCUCUAGCUAGCUCAAAUGUGCAUUAACCCUGUAUAAUAAUUAUCCCAAGUUGUAAUGUUCAACUCUCAUGCAAGAGAAUGUCCAGACCGCUUCCUCAUUUUGAUAAUGUUUGCUCUCAUCUUCCAGAACAAGCACCUGCCCAACUGGGUACCAUAGCUACAAUGUUGAAUAUCAUUUUCUUAUAUCUGUAACUGGGUCUGAUAUUGAAUAGGAUGUGUUGUAAGCAUCUGCUUCAAAUCAUGAUAUGAUUGCGAAUUUGCACAGAAUAACCUUUCCCAAUUUUUUUUCUUCCUUUUUUCAGUUUUGUAACAAGUUUUAACAAUAGCUUGUUUUUGUAUUACAAAUGUUUGAAGGAGUUGCAGGUGUGAAAACUGCAGGAAGUGAACAUGCCACUUUCCCUAGCUGUGUUUUUGUGGAAAAGAAAAACUAAGCUCACGACAUGUCUUUGACUUGUUUUUCUUCCCCAUACCUCCCUCAAUUUUGUUUGUUUGUUUGUUCUGUCCUUUUACAGCGACAUUCUUUCCAAAUGAUAAUGUCUGUGCGCCAUUUAUCAAUCACAAUUCCUCACCUUCUUCCCUCACUUGAUACUUGAUUAUUGUUUCCAUCUCCAUUGCAAGGAAAUCUAUCUUCGUGGAAUUGGCUGAUGAUAUUAUUUUUAAAAAAUUGUAGCAUUACUUUCUGACAAAUUAAAUUAGAAGGGGUUUUUUUUUCCACCAAAAUGUGCUGUGUGUGAUGCUUGCAUGUAUUGUCAUGGUGUGCUAGGUAUAAGUCUGCUCUGCAUGGACUUGAUUCAAAGACUGCUGUAAAUGUGUGAAAGGAAGAAAAAUUAAAGAAACCUUAUAAUCAGGGAACCUUCAUUGAGGGUGUUCUACACUGAUCAUGGUUUAGAUUGACUUAAUUGCGUUUCCUAUUUGUUCCUCAAGUAAAUCUUGUCUUGUAAAAGAGUGUAUAUUUACUCAUGUGUGAGAAGUUAACCAGCAUUAUGCAUGUAUUGAUCUGUGUUUUAGAGCCUCUCCCCCCCGAAAAAGCCUCCAUCCCACUCACGUAUGUGUGCCUGCUGUAAUGUCUAGAGAGUGCUCCAGCAGUAAAGACUGUUUUGUGAUUAGUUACUGUAAGACCUUUAUACAAACUCAGAAUGACAUACCCACUCAAUUUCCAACUGCUUCCGCCUUUUUUUUGUUGUUGUAGGUUUUAAGUCUCUUGAUGGCGUCCUAAACUCUUCUGCUUUCUGUGGGCAUAUUUCUGUCUUGGAAGAGGACGUGUUGUUUCAGGACUCUACUAUAAUGGAGCAUUUCUUUACUUUCUACCCUACUGUGAGAAUGUAUUGUACAAGAAGACAAUGACAAGUACACCAUGUAUCUGUGAUCACAGCAUGUUCACAUAUUUGUCAGUUGUGAAAUGUUCUCUGUAUUCAGUUUUUCCUGUUUUAAGCUCCGUUCCCCUCACGUGUGAAUCAGCAUUAUCAGAACAACUGCUGUGUGAUCCUGACCUUUUCGUUUCCAUUUUGAAAGGUUAGGCACGUGUUUCAUUACUGUGACUAGUAGUGAGGCUGGCUAUUUUUUCAUAAAAGUAAUUUUUAUGAAUUUUUGUUAUUCCCUCUCCUCUUUUGAGAUAAGGAAAAAGUUCUGCUCAGUACUUAGUUUUGAGUGCAGUAUUGCCCUGUACUGUUUGUGGAUCUCAUUGUUUAAUGUUAGAUGGUUGGAAGUAAAUAAAGCAUAAGACAUGACCACACAUAUUUACGGAGGGACAAACCACUACAGGGCUUCUCUGGCUAUGCAACUACUGUUAUGUUGAAAAAGAGGAAAUUGACAAUGGGUCGAACUAUGAGUCCAACUAGCAGAGAAGCACUGUCGUCCCAAAGUAUCGUGGAUGUAUGUUAGUUCUUCAGAGAAGCACUGUCGUCCCAAAGUAUCGUGGAUGUAUGUUAGUUCUUGACAGCCACCUUUAGAUUUAGUCAUUUUUGGAGGGGAAAUAUAUUUUUGUUUUUCAAAACUGAAAUAUAGUAAGAGACAUCUUUGUUUGUUUGAGAUGGACAAAGUUCUCUCCUUAUGUUUGAUUAAAUAAAGGGGUGUCCGGAAUUAGUUGUGCCUUAUUGUCAGUAAUCAGGAACUAAAUUCAUUGUCAAGGAGUGCAUUUGAAAUGGGUUUUGUGCAUGUUGAGUCGAGGUUCCAGUCCUUGUAUAGAAAGCCAAGGCAUCGUCUAAUGUCCAGAGCUAGUCUUGUUUUUUGUGAUCUAUGCCAUGAUGUAACACUGUUUGUAGACUGAUUUCACUGGCCAUACGUUUGUAGUGAAGUAUGCAGAUUUAUUUGUGUAUGGUUAUCGUUUGUUCUGUGGGUAGUCAUGUACAUAUUUUUGUAUUAUUGAUGAUUUCCUGAGAGGUUGUUUUCUCUUUUUAGAUUUUUGUUUUGUUUGUCUGUUCACAGCUCAUUUUGAGAGAUUUUUUUUAAAGAUUGAGAUAGAUUAGCUGUUGCCAUAAUGUUAAAAUUGAAUUGAAGAGAGUAUUGAAGAGGGAAAGGGGUUUGUGUUUUGUUUGCACGAGCAUAUACGUACACCUGUGAUUGCAUUUCUACAUGUGUGUGUGACUGAUUUUUUUCACAUAUUGGUGUGGUGUGAAAAUGAUUGCUGAUGGCAAGAUCAAAGCUCUUCUUGAAUAUUUUUUAUGUGAACAGUCAUAGGGUAUAGGCGAUGUUUCUGCAACACUAAUUAUGUGUAGGUUCUUUGCCAAUAUUUUAUGUCUAUGUUGCUAUAAACAGAGUGGAUGGGAGCACUAUUUUAUUUUGUAAAUGUAUCAAGUUCGUUGCCUUAUUUUU